GCGGCACGGCCUCGCGAGCGGAGCGUCCCGCGACCCCUGCGCGACUCGGCGACUCCGGCUGCCCCGGCCACCAUGCCGCGCUCGUUCCUCGUCAGGAAGCCCUCCGACCCCCGCCGGAAACCCAACUAUAGCGAGCUGCAGGACUCUAACCUAGAGUUUACCUUCCAGCAGCCCUAUGACCAGGCCCACCUGCUGGCCGCCAUCCCGCCUCCCGAGAUCCUCAACCCCACAGCCUCGCUGCCCACCCUCAUCUGGGACUCGCUCCUGGCGCCCCAAGCCCAGCCAAUCGCCUGGGCCGCCCUUCGGCCCCAGGAGAGCACCAAGGUGGCAGAGCUGACCUCCCUGUCGGAUGAGGACAGCGGGAAAGGCUCCCAGCCCCCCAGCCCGCCCUCUCCGGCACCCUCGUCCUUCUCCUCCACUUCAGCCUCUUCCCUGGAGGCUGAGGCCUACGCUGCCUUCCCGGGCCUGGGCCAGGUGCCCCCGCGGCUGGCCCGGCUCUCCGAGGCCAAGGACCCCCAGUCUCGAAAGGCCUUCAACUGCAAGUACUGCGACAAGGAGUACCUCAGUCUGGGCGCCCUCAAGAUGCACAUCAGGAGCCACACGCUGCCCUGCGUGUGUGCCACCUGUGGGAAGGCCUUCUCCCGGCCCUGGCUCCUGCAGGGCCAUGUGCGGACCCACACCGGUGAGAAGCCCUUCUCCUGCCCCCACUGCAGCCGCGCCUUCGCCGACCGCUCCAACCUGCGCGCCCACCUGCAGACCCACUCGGAUGUCAAGAAGUACCAGUGCCCGGCCUGCUCGCGGACCUUCUCCCGCAUGUCCCUGCUGCACAAGCACCAGGAGUCGGGCUGCUCUGGGGGCCCCCGCUGACCCGGAGGCGCCUCCCCUGCCCGUGCCU
Messenger RNA from Carlito syrichta (Philippine tarsier), 895 nucleotides. It is a transcript of the gene SNAI1, whose product is annotated as snail family transcriptional repressor 1. Gene Ontology annotation, molecular function: DNA-binding transcription factor activity, RNA polymerase II-specific; RNA polymerase II cis-regulatory region sequence-specific DNA binding. Gene Ontology annotation, biological process: regulation of DNA-templated transcription. NCBI's taxonomy places the organism in Eukaryota, Metazoa, Chordata, Mammalia, Primates, Tarsiidae. The transcript has 3 exons. The record is from RefSeq and is a predicted model, not a curated record. The coding region runs from base 73 to 867 and encodes 264 amino acids.